AUGAGCGAUCACGUUUCAGUCACUGUGUACCGCAACUGCUCAGUUUAUGAUCAUCAGCACCAGGGAGGAAUUCGUGUUGAAACUUAUCAAUCAUACGAAUGUCGAUGUUAUUUCGAUUAUAUUGGAGAGAAUUGUCAAGAACGUUUGAAACAAGAUAGGGCAUUAUGGUCUUCUCUAAUACCGGUACAUACAAAAGUUUUGUUCGAUAUGCUGCAAAAAGCCUAUCAUUCUAACAAACCUCAAAGAAAAUCAUCGAAUGAAAUUAACUUUGGCAGUGUAUUAUCAACAGAACAUAUUCAAAUGACAACGACUAAUCCAUUGAUAAGAAAUGAAAACACACGCGAUUCUAGAUCAAGAUCAGAAUCGAAUGAUCUUUCAACAUCAACAACAAUGUUUUUAAAUGAUCUUCUAAUAUUUAAAAAAUAUUUGACAGAGGAGAAGAAGAAAGCACAUUUAUUCAAAUAG
Molecule: messenger RNA, 465 nt
Organism: Didymodactylos carnosus
Lineage: Eukaryota; Metazoa; Rotifera; Eurotatoria; Philodinida; Philodinidae
Source: the annotation of a GenBank genome assembly